GCGAAAAUUAAUGAGAUGCUUGCCUUAAGUUACCCAUAUGGUUAUUCCAGAUAAUCCAUUGAAAAAUUUCGAUGGAACCACUCAAUGUAGACUCGUGAAAGUAAAAUGAUGUUACAUUAACAGUUAACCAUCUUGCUCAUUUGUACUUUCCUCUCACCCGAUGCUGUGAUUGAGAAUGUUUCCUAGGAGCACCAGUAUUAUUUUUUGAGUCCACCAACAGGAAGAUUUCAGUGACGAAAAAUGGAUCCUAUUGGGACCAGCUGUUUCAGCUUGAAUAUAGAAGAAAAUGCAAGGGCCAUUUUAGAAGAGAAAAAACAAGAUGAAAAGUUCCAAGAAAUAAUCGUCAGCUGUAGAUCUUUAAGUAGGUAUGAAGGCAAGAAGACAAAAACGUUGGUACCACAAUUGGUAGCAGCAUCUCUAGCAGCUUUAUAUCACUUAGUCGUGGGAAUAUCUUUGGCAUAUUCAGCGAUUUUGUUACCUCAAUUAAAAGAAGAUAAGGAUUUCAAUCUCACACCUACUGAAGAGUCAUGGAUAGCGAGUAUAAUAGUUUUGACAGUGCCCAUUGGCGCACCUAUUGGUGGUAUACUGAUGGACAUGAUUGGAAGACUAAAUACAGUUAAACUAGCAGCAAUUCCUGGUAUCAUAGGAUGGACUUUGAUAGCUACAGCUCACGAUCUGCCAAUGAUGCUGUUGGGAAGAGUUUUCAAUGGUUUCGCUUCAGCUCUAGGUACCGGACCUGCCAUUGUCUACCUCACAGAGAUAGCCAGAGCUGACAUGCGAGGUUCUUUGAUAUCUUUGGCACCAGCGUACACCUCAUUCGGAAUGGUGAUGGUUUACGCAAAGGGUUGGUUUAUGAAUUGGAGGACAGUUGCUUGGUUGUCUAACAUAUACACAAUUGUGCCAUGCAUAUUAAUAAUGUUCAUACCUGAGAGCCCAGCCUGGCUUGUGUCCAAAGGGAGAACCGAAGACGCCUUGAAGUCCCUCGACUGGAUCAAUAAAUACCAACCCCAACCUGAAAACAGGGCAGAAUCCCUAGCUGAGCUUCAGUUGGCAGCCCUACAGAAAGAGCACCAGAAAAAGAUGGAAUCAGAAGCUCUGACCGGUACAGGAAUAAUGACCAGGAUCAAAGAUUUCAUGAAACCGACUGGAUAUAAGCCUCUCAUCAUUCUCGUUGGACUCUUCUUCUUCCAACAGUUCGCUGGAAUAUACAUAACCCUAUUUUACUCCGUACAGCUAUUCAAAGAAGUAGGAAGUACAAUGAAUCCAUAUUUUGCAUCUGUUUUGCUCGGUUCGCUCAGGUGUCUGAUGUCUAUGGUGAACACUUACAUGCUAAGAACGUUCAGAAGAAGACCUCUGAUCAUGACAAGUGGAGUUGGUAUGGCAAUAUGCAUGUGUGUGUCAGCCCUUUUCACCAAGUGGAUACAACAAAAGGAGACCGACAUGACAUGGGUACCAGUUUUAGCCCUAGCAAUGUACGUGGUCACAUCCAUGAUAGGACUGCUGAGCAUCCCAUGGACAAUGACUGCAGAACUCUUCCCGAUAGAGAUCAGGGGCAUAGCGCACAGCAUCACCAAUGCGUUCGCCAACCUCCUCAUGUUCUUCUCCAUACAGAGUUACUACAGUCUUACUGCCCUUUUAGGUGGAGUAUCCGGUAUCCAGUACUUCUUUGCUGUCAUUUCCGUGGGAGGAGCGAUUUAUUCCUACGUUUUCCUACCCGAAACCCACAUGAAGAAGCUGAGUCAGAUUCAGGAGUACUUCCUCCACAAUACGAUGUACUUAGGGCAAAAGAAAAAACCGAAGAGAUCGUCUUCACACGCCAGAAAACGGAUAUCAAACAAAGACAUAGUGAAAACUAACGAUAAAUCCCAAAACCAAGUAUUACUAACUUAACAAUUCCGAUAGAAUCUAAACAGGAACUCCUCUUUACAGAGUGUCCCAGUUUCAACCCAGACAACGGCAGUUUUGGUCUUAAUUCAACAAUUAAUGUUAGGCAAUUGAUUGAUUUAAGGGAAUCUCGUCGCAAAAUAACCAUGAUUCAAAUUCCAUGACCAAUGAGACCGUUAAAACUCAUUAAACCAUUCUCAUGACAUGCAAUUUUAGCUGACAGAAUUUUUAUUAUUCCAGUGAUCUUUCUUCUUUUGAAUUUCUUUUAAUUGACAUGUACUUAAGAAUAUCAGGGACCAUGAUAAAUGUGAAAUUUAUAGUGAUAUCUUCUAUCAAUAAAUGUUGUGGAUUAAUUCA
Molecule: messenger RNA, 2241 nt
Organism: Coccinella septempunctata (seven-spotted ladybird)
Lineage: Eukaryota; Metazoa; Arthropoda; Insecta; Coleoptera; Coccinellidae
Product: facilitated trehalose transporter Tret1-like
Exons: 11
Coding region: 241-1890 (549 amino acids)
Biological process (GO): transmembrane transport
Cellular component (GO): membrane
Molecular function (GO): transmembrane transporter activity
Source: RefSeq, a predicted model, not a curated record